GAACAUUUCAAGGCCAGUGGGUCGGCGGGAUGCGGCAUGGCUACGGAGUCCGGCAGAGUGUCCCAUACGGCAUGGCGGCAGUUAUCCGCUCCCCGCUCCGUACCUCCAUAAACUCUCUGCGCUCCGGUUCGGAGCACAGCAAUGGCACAGCUCUGCUGGACCGGACCGGCGCAGUGGUUCCUGGUACUCAUCCUGGUCCUGGCACUCUGACCACCAGCAUCUCCAUGUGCAGCACAGGCAGCAGCGGCAGCAGCCCCGCUGUGUCUCGGGGGGGUUUUGUGCUGACGGCGCACAGCGAGGCAGAGCUGCUUAAGGGAAAGAGAAAAAGCGGACUGUUCCGGAGGUCCAUCCUCUCCGGGCUCAAGCUGAGGAAGUCUGAGUCAAGAAGUUCUUUGGCCUCCCAGAGGUCUAAACAGAGCUCUUUCAGGAGCGAGGCUGGGAUGAGUACCGUGUCCUCAGCUGCAUCUGAUAUCAACUCUACUAUCAGUCUCGGAGAUGCAGAUGCAGAAUUGGCCGUCGUAGACGACGAUGUGGACGCCACGGCAACAGAGACCUACUGCGGGGAGUGGAAGAACGACAAGCGAACAGGAUUCGGCAUUAGCCGGCGGUCCGACGGGCUGCAAUACGAGGGGGAGUGGCUUAGCAACAAGCGCCAUGGCUACGGCUGCACCACGUUUCCUGAUGGCACGAAAGAGGAAGGGAAGUACAAACAGAACAUUCUGGUGAGCGGCAAAAGGAAGAACCUGAUCCCGCUCCGGGCCAGUAAGAUCCGAGAGAAGGUGGACCGAGCCGUGGAGGGAGCGCAGAAAGCCACCGACAUCGCCCGGCAGAAGGCUGAGAUCGCCAUGUCCAGGACGGCUCAUGCGCAGGGUAAAGCAGAUGCAGCGGUCGGAGCAUCCCAGAAAGCCCAGGAGGAGAGUCGCAUGGCUAGGGUCACCGCCAAGCAGUUCUCCCCUUCCUUCCAGCACCCAGGAAACGGCAUGGAGGUGCAGCGUCCCAAACGUCAGGUGUCCAGCGAGGUGGAGGGCGAGGGGUUGUCGAGUAGCGCCGGCACCACCGACAGUCCCGAUCUCUACGUAAAGAGCGCAGCUUCCGACGACCCCUCUAACGAUGCCGCUACCCCUGACCUCAGCCCCCCUUCUUCUUCGCCGCCACACACUCCGCCUCCACCUGCAAGGCCUUCCCAUCGGAGCAAAAGUGCCCGUUUCCACCGACAGAGCGCCGUGGAUGAUGGGGACAAGGCGAAGGAUGGAGGAGAAAGGGCUGAGAAGGGUGGAGGAGGAGGAGAGCAAACGGAGAUUCAGGUGUUGAUGGAGGGUGGAAGUGGGGGAGGUGAAGACGGAGGAGGGGGAGAGAAGGGGGAGUACCUAAGGGCCAAUACCUGGGGUGAGGACAAGAGGAGAGGGAUUUUGUCCAAAGGAGGAGGAGGGGUCAGUGGGGGAGGAGCGAGCCGGACCAACGGACACAAACACAGCUCCUCCAAUCACAAGCCCCGGGAGCAUGGAUCAUCCAAUCACAGACAGGCCAAGGGGGACAAGUGGACGGAGUCGUCCUCCUCUGCCUCUUGGACGUCGGGGCACAGGGGCGUGCGCGGUAGGGGGGGGCGGCUGCUGGAGCAGGAUGAGGAGAAAAUGAGCAAUUAUGAGAUGGAGAUGAAGCCUUUACAGCCCAGAGACUCCACUACCCACAAGCCCCAUGGGCACGGGGAGGAGAGGCAGGGGCAUGCUCACGGAGAGGGGCGCUCCCACACCGUGCAGAGACAGAGGCAUAAGAACCGUGAAGGGAGGGAGGGGAGGGAAGGAAAAGAGGGCAAGGAAGGGGGCAAAGACUCACAGCACAAGCUGGACAGACCAGGGGAAAAGAUGGAUUCACGGCCUCUACGUCGGGACCUCACCCUCUCCCCCCCUCUGAAGUCCUCACCCAUCACACGAGAGCAGCAGGACCUCAGCCUCAUGCAGAGCAAAGGCAACUCGGCUUACAGUUCCAUCCUGGUUGUCAUGGUGAUUCUGCUCAACAUUGGAGUGGCUAUUUUGUUUAUCCACUUUUUUAUUUAAAGACAGCACUGCUUUCAGAGUCAGCCUAUCUAUGCUACGAACAACUAUAAGUUCCUAUGAGUAUUACGACCAAUCUGCUGCCCCUUGGUGUUUCCAGUGAGAGGACUGCAAGCCGAGGGAAGACGAGGGCCGAGGAAGGCUCCAACGAUAUUUGGACUAAGUUAGUUAACAAGGGGCUAACCUUGGCUAAUUUGGUCCAAUCGUCUUAAAAAGAUGCUCAAGUGCAAAGCCCAAAGAAGCGAAGGAACGAGGGGUAAACCAGGCCAGGUAACGGGACUACAGGGAGAUACAAGUAGUCCAUAAACUGGACUUAAGUGGGCUUCAAUGGCUCAUAUUCAGACUCAAACGGGCUGAAGAGUUCCGAUCCGAGGCCAUGAGAGCUGCAGCUGGCAUUACAGCAAGAUGUCUGCUUCCACUGUCUGCAGACAGGACUGACCAGACAGACUUUUUCAUCUUCAAAUCAUAGUUUUCAACAGAUUUGUAACUUUAUUUAUUAACAGUUUCUCUCAUGUACAAUAUGUUGAUGGAUAUAUUCUUUAUUUUGUAACCCUCCACCCCCUCUUUAUAUAACUCCUGCCUUUUGGUUUCUCUGCCUGCCUGGGAGUUGUUACAGACGGUUCAAUCCAGGUGUGUGUGGGUGUAUGUAAGACUCUUGAGUGUUUGCUGCCUGGAUACAUGUUCAAUGACUUUCCAUUUCCAUACACACACAUCCAUUGCUUCUACACUUUCCCUGUCAUUCAUCAGUUCUAAUGUCCGUCUUCUGUCCUUUUUUACAGUACGGAAGCCCAGAGGGGCAUAUGAUAAAAAAUGAAAUUCUGCGGAUCCCUUUAGGAAGUGAUCUUAAUGGUUUGUUCUGUUAAACAAUAGGAUAAAAACGUUUUUGCAGGAUAUUUUUUUCUAAACAACUAUUUCUUUUUUCAAGAACAUUUUUCUAGGGUUUGUUGUUAUACUCAUUUUGGUCACAUUUUGUGUGAAAGUGAGUGUUUUUGCAACUCUAUCAAGAAGGCAUGUCCUUUUCCAACAAUGUGAGUGGAUGUGUACAUGUGUGUGUCGUGUGUUUGUGGUCUCCAAGUAGCUCAGUGGCCUUUCACGCUGUUCAUGAACUUUACAAGAGCAUCUCAUGAAGACACGGCAGCAGCUCGUCCACAUCUAGCCUACUAGCAUCAGCUGACAGCUGUGCCCCCCCCCCCCGCCUCUCCCUCCCUCACCUCCACACACCAGUCAGAGGAUGGAGCUUCCUCUAAGUUGGUGUGAGUUCAAGACAGAGCGUCCUUGGCAAAGCCCUGCACCUCCUGCACAGCUAGCAGGGGUAUUCAGAGAAAAUACAGCCUGUAUAUGUAAUACCAGAAAAUAGUUUCAAAGACAGAAAAUAUCUGUCUCCCACUGCUUCUCUCAAAGCAUAACCUGAAUAAAACACCUUUAUACUAUACUUGCAAGAUGUCUGAAAAAAACAGUCGCCACCUGCCUUGCUUUUGUAGCGCAAUUUGAUUAAAGUAAGACAAUGCAUGCAUAUGUACUGUAAUAUCCUAGUUAUGCGUUGGAUCUGAAAGCAACACAAGCUUCAGAAGCACAUGCAACAUGUUAGGUUUUGACAGGAGCAGUGUCUGGAAAGAAGCGAGGACUAAAAAGUACAGUCAAUUACUUUAUGGACUUUUAUAUGUCUUUUUCUGGGUUAAAUUAAACCUAUAAUAUGUGGGGAUAAGUGAUGCUGCCAGCUCCCUAAGGGAACUAGCUGGUAUUUUGUAGAAUCAAAUAGUGGCCAGGAUCAAAAAUCGAGAUUUAUCGCCACUUUUACUCAGCCUUUCUUCCAAAGAUCCAAGACUUAAUAGACAAGCAUAAACAUCAGUCACAAUAGAGUGGUGCAGUUUUGAAGUAUUGUUGUAUGACGACCUGGAAGUUAGCAUCGCAACUGCUCCCUCCGCAGAAAGCAAUGGGAUCUUUCCAUUGGAUUAAAAAAUAUCUGAAAAAAUAAGCUCAGUGUCAAACACAUGGCAAGACAACCUACACAUAUUAACACCAAUUUUAUUUUUGAAGUGUAAAUGCAAUCGAUAGAAGCAAAAAGCUAACAUUAGGAUAUAAAUGAAGUAGCUACAUCAUGCAUCACAAGCGCUAAACUAAAGGCGGCUAAUGUUUGGAGUAAUGAAGUCUAAUAAUCUUAUUAAACCCCUUGUUAGCAACCACUAUUUAUGAGACAGAAGUUUGGGACAUUCACCAGUGGGGUAUUUACUGACGUAUACGACAAAAGGUGAAUUUCUCUUAAGCUUGUUUUAACCACAGACCUUAUUUCAGGCAUCUGAUAUGUUCAAAAAAACGUUGACUAUGAGAUGAGGGAAGCUGAAGUGGUAAAAUGCUAGCUCAUUUCCAGCUUUUCUGAAUGAUUUUUUCACCACUCUAUUUGUGUGUUUUUAUAGGCCAGUAAAGGUUUUUCUGUGUAUGUGUGUGAAUGUGUGUGUCUUAAAGCCAUCUAGCAGACCUUACCAGCCUGUUUGUUUGCAUGUGUGCAGAUGAAUGCUCAUUGAACUGUGUGAACAUGUGUGAUCAUCCUCUUCUUUACACAUGAUGGGAUGGCUGAACCCGUUGCCAUCGGUAACAACUUCCAGGGAGCAGGGAGGUUCGCAGUUGUUUUUCUGUCGGACAGCGUUUCUUAAACUGGAACUCAAACUCAGCUUAAGGCUAAUUUCUGGUUUCCCCCCACAUUAUUACAACAAUACAGUCUAAUGUGCCUGCACCCCGGGAAGCAGAAUAAUGUAUUUUCAUUUCAUUUUGGGUCCAGACUGAAGCAGGUUCAAGAAGCUCUGCUGUAUGCCAUCAGCCAGGUGACAAUGCCCUGCGUCACCCUGUUAGUCCGCAGCAUGCUACAGCAUGCCAAGCUCUCUAUAGUUUGACUCUUCUUUCUUUCUUUCUCUCUGUUCCUGAGAAUUACUCUGUUUUGUUUUUGAGUUAUGUGGAGAAAAUAA
This is a messenger RNA of Notothenia coriiceps (black rockcod), 5011 nucleotides long. Its product is annotated as junctophilin-3-like. Gene Ontology annotation, biological process: regulation of synaptic plasticity. The record is from RefSeq and is a predicted model, not a curated record. The transcript is spliced from 5 exons. The annotation marks the transcript as partial. NCBI's taxonomy places the organism in Eukaryota, Metazoa, Chordata, Actinopteri, Perciformes, Nototheniidae. Gene Ontology annotation, cellular component: endoplasmic reticulum membrane; junctional membrane complex; plasma membrane.